Messenger RNA from Ochlerotatus camptorhynchus, 3271 nucleotides. It is a transcript of the gene Spred, whose product is annotated as Sprouty-related protein with EVH-1 domain. The record is from RefSeq and is a predicted model, not a curated record. Gene Ontology annotation, cellular component: membrane. Gene Ontology annotation, biological process: multicellular organism development; negative regulation of MAPK cascade. The coding region runs from base 357 to 1472 and encodes 371 amino acids. NCBI's taxonomy places the organism in Eukaryota, Metazoa, Arthropoda, Insecta, Diptera, Culicidae. Gene Ontology annotation, molecular function: protein kinase binding. The transcript has 10 exons.
UUGUGGGAUUCCGUGAGUUGAGUGUGAUGAUGAGGUCGCUUUGGAGGAGGGUGUGCGGAAGGUGGAGCAAACAGUGAAGGCAAACGGAGCUAUAAGUGAGGGUGAGCAGUGAGAUGAGGGAAAAAUAAAAAGAGUGCAAGUAAAUCAAUUGUGUGUGCCUUCGGUGAGGUUCGAAGGAAAGUGAAAAUUGUCAAGUUCCAAAGUGUUGUGAAGCAGGAAAAGCCUUCGAGCUAAUCGAAAAGGCGAAAAGAGUGGCUAAGCUGGAUGGUAUCAAUAAUGGAAUCAGUGCACGAACCAGUGAAUCGAGCGGAAGCUCCAAAGAAAUUGAUUUCUUAGUUAGAGUACGCGCACAAGUAAUGGCCAGAGAUGAAAGUACUGAGGGUUGGUUACCACUGCAAGGCGGUGGUCUGGCAAAUGUCUCGAUACGCAAACGCGCACGACUGCCACCGGACGGUGGCGGUCACGAAUACAUCAUAUAUGGACAAAGAAUAUCUGACCAAACAGUUAUACUAAGUUGUGUUAUUAAUAGAGAUUUGCAGUACUUUAAGGUAAUGCCUACUUUUCAUCACUGGCGUGCCGGCAAACAGCGGAAUGGGCUUACCUUCCAAACUGCGGCCGAUGCGAGAGCUUUCGACAAGGGAAUCAUUCGUGCCUACGAUGAUCUUAUUGAUGGUAUGGCCGAUUGCACGACGCACAACAAAUACCACGAUAUUGAUAAAGUUGGCGAAGACGACGUGUUUAUGACAUUGGAUCUACCAUUGGAACCUUCUGAGUCGCGAUCGAAUUCUGAGGGCAGCGGCAGUCACCAAAGCGUCGAUAAACAAUCACAGCAGCAGCAAUCCAGUAUUCAAUACAUAUCGAGCGAUAAACCAUCACCUCUGAUAAGGCCUGGUGAUGAUAAAGUUACUCCAAUAGUACCUGGUGACAACUAUUCGUACGUUCAGAUUACUGACCCGGGUGACAUCAAGUUUAAAUAUAACUUUUAUAACUUGAAGGUGCCCGAUUACAACUACCCGGUCGUCGAGGAACCUGGUUCGAUAAUCGGCGGACGGCGAGACUCGACCUCUAGUCUGAAAAAGCGGAACGCUCUCGACACGCCACCCAUGAAGGAGGCCACGCUCAUCAAGACUCGAUUGCGCUGCAGGUAUUGCCAAGAAUUCUACAAUGACGAUCGCAACUACAAAGGCUCGUGCGAUUAUGCGCCAGACUGCUUCAGGACCACCAUCGAGAACAUGUCCGGAAUGUUGUGCGCUCAGUGUAUGCUGUACCACUGUAUGAAAGACUCCGAAGGUGAAACGGCUUCUCAUCCUUGCUCCUGUUCGGUGGAAGCUGGCUGCACAAAGCGGUGGAUCGGUUUGGCUUUGCUGUCGCUGCUGGUGCCCUGUCUUUGGUGCUAUCCACCGAUGCGGGCGUGCCACUGGAUGUGCGUAUCGUGUCGGCUGUGCGGUGGGAAACAUAAACCACAAAUUUGACAUCCGAUCAAAAUCAUCAACCUGACAAGUAUUAAUCGGCUUGACUGAUAGUCUUUGAGCAACUCUCAACACCUGUUCUGAAUAGCAACUAGGAAACAAGGAAAAUAGUGCAGCAACAUAAAAUUCAAACGAAAAAUAAAUAACAAAGGCAACAUGGAAACGUUAAAAUCGGAAAUUCUACCAAAGCGAUAGGGAAAUAGAGCGAAUACAAGGAAGAAAUUAAGAACUAGCAUGAAACCAAAUGCAAAAUGAGAUAGAAAAACAAAAAAAAACAUUCGGUUACACAACAAAUUAAACGAAAAAAACAAUAAAUUAAACGAAAAAAUCGCUACAUGUAGAGAGUGGAAUCAAGUAAAACACACAGAUACACAAACAUUCGUUGAUGUCUAUAAAUCUAUAGCUGAAACCAAAAAAAAAAAAAAAUAAAAAGAAUUAGCAAAAUCAAAACAACUGAAGCCAGAGUCGCUUGCUUUGAGACUCGUAGGCCCGUAGAGACGUAUGACGUGGGAAAGGUAAUCAAAUCUUUAAUAAUAACACAACAAUCAGAUAAUUCAAAUGUGCGCAAAAAAGAAAAUGAAAGCAGCAACAACAGCAACAACAAAAACAACAACAACAAGAAUAACAGUGGCAGCAAACAAAAGCUAAGUAGUUUCGUAAUAAACUGUCGAAAUAAAACGUGAAGGGUUACGCUAACGCAAAAGAAUUAUAAUUUAAUCAACCAUAAAAUUUAUGGUUGGUGCUGACGAGAGACGAAAAAUGCUAACAUGCAAAAAAAUAAUCUAUUCUUGUUUUGUUAUUGUAGCAUGAAAUGAACAAACAAAUAAAAUGUGUGCUAUAUUGAAACAAGGGAAGCAGUUAUUUUGUUUCUUCCUAGUUUUAUUUCUUUUUUCGAGGUAUUACUGUUUAGUUCAAAUAACGUUUAGAUGAUGUCGGUAGACGACGUGUACAUUAUUAUAAUUGGUAGAAAGAGCGAGAGAGAAUUUUUUUUACGAAUUACUAGCGCAUAAGAAUCGUUGUUUGAGAUUUUAUUAUUUUGAGCAGCUCUCUUUGAGGAGUCAGAAUGGUGAGAAAAGGUGAAAUUUAAAACGUUCAACUAUUAUAGUAUAUGACUGUUUAAAUUGUUUCGGAAACAAAUACUAAGAAAAGAGAUGAAACAUUAGUUCAACGUUUAUGAAUUUGUUGAAUAUUUACUAGUUUUAUCCAUUUUGAUUUAUCGAAUGAAACGCAGCGGAUAAAAAAGUAUAUGAUUAAGAAAGUAAAAUAUUAACGCUAUAGUUAUGUAUUUAGAUAAUAUAUAACAGUGUAUAUUAUAAUAACAGUAAAAAAGGUACAUAAAACUGAGCAGUUUAAGGAGACGAACUCUACUUUAAGAUUCAUUAGUGCAUAAAUCUAACCAGUAUAGCAGGAAUCUUGUAAAACCAAAAGCUGACUUUCCAAGUUUCCCAACUGAGGAUCGUGAGCUGUGCUCAACGAUUUCAGUAUUUUUGAAACGAACUAUAUCGAUUGCACCUUCAAUAGCGAAUUGUACUUCUGUAUCAGAAGGAACCUUUGAUGCGAUAAGGCAUUCCGAGCAUUCUUUAAAUUUACUUCGAAUGAAAUUGUCAUUGGAAGGUGCACUUUCGUUGCACCCGUAACCAUUCUGUGCCAUAUGGAUGCCUUCCUCGAUCAGACGUUCCACAAUACUGCUACUACGUGCACUCGGUUUAGAGUCAUUUCAAUCUACCAAGGGAAACCUGAGCAAGCAAAGCCAUCGUUUCUAAAAUCAGUGGAGAAAUAAGUAACGUUGUAAUUAAUUUAAA